Messenger RNA from Suillus subalutaceus, 1549 nucleotides. RefSeq lists its product as uncharacterized. Bases 34 to 1326 code for a protein of 430 amino acids. The record is from RefSeq and is a predicted model, not a curated record. The transcript has 3 exons. Gene Ontology annotation, molecular function: actin binding. NCBI's taxonomy places the organism in Eukaryota, Fungi, Basidiomycota, Agaricomycetes, Boletales, Suillaceae.
CGCAGUGACAACACACACUGACCACGAUCUACGAUGGCAUCCUCUGAACUGUUGAAACAGAUUCAGGCGGGGAAGAGGCUGAAGAAAGCAGAAACAAAUGACCGGAGUGCACCUUUGGUUGAUGCAAAGGCAAGUGGUGGUGGUGGCGGCGGCGGUAUUGCUGCUGCUGCUGCUUCACGAGGAGGGGCAUCGAUGGGAGGACCUCCUCAACUUGGUGGAUUGUUCGCUGGAGGUGUUCCUAAAUUGAAGCCUAGUAAUAAUAAUUUGGCCAAACCUCCUACGCUUGGAAAGCCGCCGUCCGUUCCCAAGACAAGUACUAAUGCACCACCUCCUCCUGCUAGGGGACCACCUCCUAGACCAACUCCGCCUGCACCUGCUCUACCUAAUCGACGUGCACCAUCACUACCGAAUCGAACUGCUCCUUCUUUACCUUCAAGAUCUUCACCGGCUGCACCUUCUAGAAAUACUCCCACACCUCCUCCCCCGCCACGGAGACCACCACCCCCUGCAAGGACAGCUUCACCUACUCCUCCUUCUUUCCCCGCACGUCCACCAUCACUACCUUCUCGCGCCGCUUCUCCCCCUGCUCGUCCCGCCUCUUCACCUCCUCGUACCGCCCCUCCCCAUCCUCGUCCUGUCUCUCCACCCAAACCAGCACCAUAUACCCCACCACGUUCUAUUCCUCCCCUUCCUCCAGCUCGCAACAGUUUACAUCUUCCAGCUCCACAUGCAAGGAAAGCCCCUCCUCCCCCUCCAGCCAGACCCUCGUCGAUCGUCGGAUCUCCUGCUCGAGCAGUCCCCCAUCUACCCUCUCGUGGGCCACCUGCAUUAGAUGGUCCACCUGCUCCUCCAGCUCGUGUACGAGUUUUGUCAGAAGCUGACCCCCCUGCACAAGCUCCACCUGUAAAUCGCCUUCCACCUUUUCGUCCUGUCCCCCCUGCGUCUGCUCCUCCAAGACCCCCUGCAUCUGCUCCUCCAAGGCCCCCUGCAUCUGCUCCUCCAAGACCCCCAGCAUCUGCUCCUCCAAGACCCCCUGCAUCUACUCCUCCAAGACCCCCUGUAUCUGCUCCUCCUCCCAGACCCCCUGCCGUUUCAACACCAGUCACUGUUGAACCUCAGCCUCCCGCUUUAUCUGUCGGACCACCUACCAUCAAUGGCAGUCCCAGGGUACCUCCAUCUCGCAAAAUACCUUCGCCCCCUCCAAGCUCUGGUCUACAUACGUUUCCCGUGACUGACUUCCCUCAGCCACGUCCCUUUGUCCCAGGCACCAGGCGAUAUGCCGGUGGUCGAUCUACUGGCAGCGAUUUCGACUUGACUACUUUAUAGCUUGUUUUUCAAUUGAGGUGUGCAUAGCGUUGCUGUAGUCGCAUUAGAUCAUGAUACAUCGGACAUCGUUGAUACAUGUAUUAGCGAGUUGCUCACAUGAUAUCUGCAGUACAUGGCUCCAAACCAGAUUAUCCACGCUAGAUUUUCGGAAGUACCGUUCAGACUAGAUAUUACCGCCACUUGGCACUGACAUAUUGACAAAUCGGCAAUACUAAUCCGCACG